CGGCAGGCCGACUCACUCACUUUCAACCAUGCCUUCUUACCUCACCUCAACCAUUCACUGAUCAUCGCAAGGCGCAUCGUCGGAACGCGUCUGCUGUCACUUCUUUCUGGCAUACUUUGCUCCCCCUUUUCCGACCGCGGCCUCCUUCCCCUCUCCAACGAAAGCGCGCGUGCGGCGCCCGCGACCCCCAACGAGCCUUGUCCACCCCGUAAUACCUCCUACUGCUCCCGCUCCGUUCUCAAGCCGCAGCCCACCAACCGCGCCAGACAGCACCCUUCGGGUGCGAACGAACACCCCCCUCCUCCCCUCUGGGGCUGCCAGGGUGGGCGAUCCUGUCCGCCUCCACCUGCUUUCGCGUCGUACGUCGCGGCCUCGUCUCGACUCGCGAUUUUUUUUUCUCCCAGUCAGCUCAGGGCCAGCUUCACCAGGGCCCGCGGCGAGUCGUUCGGCAGCCGCCCCCAGCGCGGAUCUCGCUUGACCCGCGUCUGUUGAGACAGAACCCUUUUCCGAUUCGCUUCCCCCGCGGCACACGGGUCCAGGCGGCGGCGCACCGAAUCGAUCAGAGAUAGAGGGCAGGAAUUCCGCCCGCCCGUUCUGACCCUCGGGGCUUUCCAAACCUCCAGUCGCCCUGCUCGAUCGCGAGCAAACUUGACAUGUCAUGGAGGCCUCAUCAACCCCCCUGGCCGACUACUUUUGGAUUGCCGGCGUAGAAUACAUUCGCUACGACGACCAGCUGCCGCAGCCCGCCUCUCUACCUGUCGAGUCCACCAUCACCGAAGAUGGCGAGCCUCAAGAAGUCGCUGUCAAUGGGCAACAAAGAACGGCUGCGGCGCGCCACUCGCGGCAAAAUUCGGCCAAUCGCCUCUCGAGAAUCUCCAGCGACGGGCGCUUCUCCAUUCACACGUUGGAUGAGACAGACGGCAAUACCAGGAGCAACCGUAGCAGUGCUACGAUCAAGGCAGUCAAGGUGCCUGGGCCUAACGGCAGCGCAGCAAACGGCAGCGCCGCCGAAGGCGGAGGAGGGCAUGGUCUCCUCAUGGGGGAAUUUGACUUCGACAAGGCCCUGUUCAAGUUCGCUGCCGAGCGGGAGAACUUCUUGGAGGACCUGUCCUUCACCGCAGGCGCAAAGACCCAGGCGCGGCCUCCCAUGGUCAAUCCCCGAGCCGAGCGAAUCCGUGCAGAGGAGAGCAUUCCCAGCGGCAGAGUCAGCCCCUUGAAGAGCAUCAAGGGUAGCAUCCGUCGCAAGAUCAGUUUUAGGGACAUGAACAGCAUGCGCAAGCCGCCCAGCUCUGUAAGACCAGGGGCUUCCAGUAGGGCAGCGUCGGUUCGCACAGCCAGGAGGCUCAGCAACUACAACUCAGUUAUUCCUCCGCCAGAGCCGCUCAACACCGAUCCGGACAUGCAUCCACUCAAGCGCAGGUUUGAGCCGGUGCUCCUCGACCGGUAUCCGCCCAAGACGGCCGUCGACGAGAUCCCCAGGCGUGGCAAGUUCCCCGACUACGUGCCCAUGUUUGCGUUCCCCAACGACAUCCAAAUCGUCUCGUCGGAUGACCGCCCGCGGUCAACAUGGCAUGGCUUUACCAUGACGUCGGAAGACAACUCGAAACUUUACGGCAUCACCAUCAUCAUCUGGACUGCGCUGACGGCGGACGUUGCUGACGAGGUGGAGACGAAAUGCGAGCAGUGGCGACAGAGCCACAUGUCCAACGAAGAGCGAGAACUGGCUGCGAGCUUGGGCGUUCGCUUGGCUGGGGAAAGGUCGCACCUCUCACAUCUUCUCUCCAAGUUGCCCACCAUCCCGUCCGGAUCCCCGGCCAGGGACAGGUUAGAGGACGAAAUCAGCACCGUCGAGGAGAAGAUCUCCCUCAUGACAGACAUGCUAAGGCCGCUGAGGCACGGCGCAGCAUCCAAGAUAGAGGGCCUCACAGCAGGCGAGAGCGGACUGUGGGCCCCUCGGGCAUACGGCAUUCUGGGUCGCGACCCUGCCAAUAUGGCAUUCUGGAAGGAGUGGCUCAAGGCCAUCCUCGUUCCCAUGACCGACGGCAGCGUCCUCAGAGUACUGCCCAGCUCCCCCAAGAUCGGACGAUGGCAGCCCUUGGAGCGCUAUGUCGUCAACAUGUGUACCGAGGCGUUUACUCCGUUGGGGUCCAAGACUCAGGUCGAGCUGGGCGUGAGGGAUCUGAGAAUGUUCUCGCGAAAAGAAGCCAGUAACGAGCUUCCCGGGUCCCGAACCAUCGACCUCUAUGCCCUCUUCAGGUGCCUCUCGCUCGAAAACGUUGUCGCGCUUUUCGAGUACGCCAUGUCCGAAUCCCGCAUCAUCUUCCUUUCAUCCCACACCAGCAUGCUGCACCUGGCCUGCCAUGCCCUGGCCAACCUUCUCUACCCCUUCAAGUGGGCCAGCAUCUUCAUUCCCGUCUUGCCGGCGCGCCUCAUCUCGGCUUUGGAGGCCCCCUGCCCCUAUAUUGUCGGUGUCGAGCGCCGGUAUGAGCGGAUAGAUUUGCCAGAUGAUGACUACGUCCUCGUGGACCUGGACAGGGACACCAUUGACGCUACGUCGCAGCCGCACCGACUGCCCAGGCAGCAUCGUCGAAAGCUCAUGUCGCUUCUGCAGGUUGCCGCACCUCACACUCUUCGCUACGGUGUCACCGUUGGUCCGCCUCCAUACGCCAUCGAGUCUUUUCCCUACGACGCUUUCUCCUCGGAAAACGGCUCAGUAUUCACCCCGACGCCGCCACGUACGUCGCUAGGCAAAUGGGUCACGCAGAACUCGUCCAGCUUUGCUGAGCCCGACCCCGCAACUGACAUCCGUCCGCCCGUCUUCAACGCAUUCACCGUCUCAUCCGUCGACACUGGCAAGGCUGAUAGGCCUGGGACUAGCAAGUCUAGCAGGACGAGCCCGCAAUCGUCGGUUUCCCCCGUCUCCACACACUUCCCACCAAUGCCAACGACGCCACUUUCACGAAGUGAUUCUGGCUUUGCCCUGACUGCCACCCUUCGUGAAAAGCGCUCGGGCCAUUUUGGCGAGGAGAAGGGACGCCGCAGCUCAUCGUUUGGCCUCGACAAGUUCCAUCCAAACAGUCGACCGGCUUUGCCCUUCCUCAACGGCCAUCAACCCAACGCCUCCAUCUCGGGCCUAUCCGUCGACACCACGUCAUCCUUUGGUGCCGGCUAUGCGCCGUCUGCUUAUGCUCAGUCGACGUUGGCCGCCUCUACCAUCAUGCCCAACAUGCAGAUUCAGCCGGUGCAAAACACGGAAACAACCGUUUGGGUCGAAGGCCACUGCUUCAGCCUCGAUGCAAGGGACGCAUCGUCGCCGUGCACCAUUUGCGACGAAAAGCCCGAGGGCGACGGAAUGUAUCAGUGCAGCUCGUGCAAGACGUGGGCCCAUGGCAGGUGCCUGGGGCAGGUCUCGCUGGUUUGUCCAGAGGCCUUUCACGCUGAUCGCGUCAGAGCGGCCUUCGUGCGGUGCAUGGCCAGCCUGCUCUAUACGUACCGCAAGUACCUGGGUAAGCCCUCGAGGCAGCAGAAGAACAACGGCCAGUUGUACGCCUUCGACAUGGAUGGCUUCAUCAAGAGCCUGCCUUACGAUCAGCAAGAGUAUACCACCAUGCUUCGGGACACACAGGCGUUCAAUGAAUUCAUUCAUCACCGCGAGAUGAAGCCCGCAUCCGAGGCGUCAGUGCGGCUUUUCGAUGAAAUUAUCAUGGCCAAGAAGGCCCGUGGCCGAACGGGCCUGUCGUCCGGCCUGUCCCGGCUGUCGACCAUCCGGGCCUCUCAUGGUGCAUCGGCCAACGGCUGGGGCCUGGGAGUCUCCUCCCGGACUGCGACGGGCAAGACCCCAACCUUCUUGACUGACACGACGGAUCACAUUUGGCGCACGGCAUCGGUGCCCCUGCCUAAAGGCAGUUUUCCGGGGGAGUACCGCUCCGUCGUCACCCGCAUUCCAUCUCGUCUCGAUCGCACGCUGAUGCGCGAGCCGAGGGCCAUCCAAGGCGUUCCGCGCAUGGAACAGCGUGGCACAAGAGGGCUGGUGCGGAAGCAGGUUCCCAGCAUGCUCGGGACGACGCCACCGACAUGAAUCUGAGCCUGUAUCACCUGCCCACGGCCAUGAAUGUCUAUGGUCAGCAUCAAGACGACUGAGCGAAGAUGUCAGAACGCAAACCAAGUCGCAUCAUGGCACCACUCACGAGUAAGACCACACUUACAUAUGUACAACACCACCCUUCUACCAACCGUCUUCCGCCCCACCGCAUCGGCCUCCUAUCCGGCCUGUCAUCACGAUUGUGUAAAACAAGGUCCAUGGUUUGGGAGCGUAAGCGUGCACCAUUUUGAGGGAUAUUCGCCCAGCGGGCCCCUGGAACAAAGCAUGUCGGGAAUGUUGGGAGGCCUACCGGAUCAGUAAUGCCCCCGCCAAGGGUGGGAUCAGGGCAGGCAGGCCUCAAGAGAACGCGAGAUUGAGAGAAACGGGACCGCCGGGGGAGGAAACAAUGGAUACGAGGGGCGAGAGUCGCGACAUGGCACACGUACACGCAAGUGGUCGGCCGGCUAGAUAGUCUCUGUCUGGGGUGGGUUUGUUAUCACCACAUUACCCACCUACUUCGUACACCUACUCCGUCCCGUACUUUCCUGCCGGAGACGAACAUGAUAUAGAGGCAAUGGAGGCGCCGGGGUGCGAGAUCAGUUUGCUCGCACCGGGGGAGAAAUCUGAGCAUGGCCAUUCAGGCUGAUAGUGGUGUAUGAAUAGUGGUGUAUGACGCGAGCCUGAUACGAGUCUUGUCAUGUCAAGACAACCGCAGUCCAGACCUGCCUUAUACCCUCGAUAAUGGAACCUAACACCAAGCAUUCUCGGAAUGAAAACUACGUCAAUCAAGUCAAAUUGGUAUCUUUGCUGCGACUAUUUCGCAGCUACUUUAACGCCAUGCCCUUAUUCGCCUUAUCCCAUGGUCACGCAAGCCGGUUUAGGCUCGGCCGCCUCUGCCCCUGCCUCGACGUCCCGAACCCCUAUGCUGGGCCACAUCAGCCUUGACAGCAUCCACAUCCAGAGAGUCCCAGCCAAUGUCCUUCAGAAUCUGACCAGUAAGGACCUGGUAGCCCAAGUGUCCUCGGGGCAGGUAUUUGACGCAGUGAUUUUCGACGCCGUUGGCGCCCUGAAUCUCCUGCAGUCCCGCCACUCCGAAGUGGACAUUCGAGACACAACGCUCUUCAGCGUCAGCCAAACCCGGCUCUCGGACGGUGCUGGAGUUCCAAUGAGAACUACCGAGUCGAUCAAGCCGAACUGGCGGCGUUCGGCCAGCACCAUCAGGCAGGUGUAGAUCGCUCGAGCUGCAAGGCUGUAUCCUAUGAGAGAGACCGAUCUCUCGCCCUGAAACUUGUGUCGCACAAGAGCGUCCGCGAGCAAAGCGCCCACUUUCUCGGCUCGAACCAUCCCCCAGUUCCACGGAUUAUCAAUGAUCUUGCUCACUUUGAGUAGAGCGACGGGCCACGAAUUGUGCAGGAGACUGGCGAAGACUGCAGCAUGUUAAUAAACCUCUGGAGGGUUACUGGUGGACUAGGAUGAUGAGGGGCCUCUUACGGGAUCGCGAUCUGAUCUCCUUGGCUGCAUUUGCCCAAGCGGUGCUCUUGAUGACUGUCUCGACGGCGCUCCCGAGGUUUGUGAGAGACGUCACGUCCCAUCUGACCGCAUAGCUCUCGGUUUGCUGGCCAAGAAAACGCCAGGGUCUAACCAGGUCUUCAGUCUCGGAAUAGCAUCCGCUCAUGGCCAAGACCACACGAAGACGGCGACCGGCCGCUGGAGUCUCCUUCAUGUCUCGGUAUUCGGAGUUGGCUGGGUCGUGCAAGCGGAGGAAGGCAAAAUCGGACACGUCCUUGCCGCAUGCCUCCAGCAGCUUGCUAGUGGGCCGAACAGCGUUGAUGCCAAACAUGUUACCCAGUAAGUGCCCAUACUCUCCCAAGGGCCCAAGAAGCCCUGCAAUGGUGGCGACGCUCAGGGUCAGCCCGUCGUUGAUGGUUCCGAUGCCUUCUGCCUUGAGCGCAGAAGCAAUAGUAGAGUUGGGACUCGGAGAAGUGAAUCCGACCUUCCAUCGCUUUGGGCCUUUCUGUUCUUCGACCCUUUGACCGGCUUCGUCCCGGGGAGCAUAUUCGAGAGCAAGUUUUGCCAAGGCCUGAGAGAUUCGAAGCUCUUCACCAUGAUAGAUGGCCAAGGAAAGAUUGAGGGCAGAUGUAAGGUUGAGAAGAAAGACUCGUGCGUUGGCAUUGUAGUCCUGGAGCGACAGGACAAGCAAGAGGACCACAUGCAGAAGAAGCUUUCGCUUUUCCACGUGAAGUGUCCACAGAGUGGUAGGAAUCGGCGGGAAUGCUGCGGCCAGCUCACGGUCCAUCUGGUUUACAGGGACACGGGGCGGGCCUUGGGCUGGGUUAGCCUCCGUACAGUCGAAGGGGGUAGAAUGGAUAUAGGGCGUCGCAAAACCAUACCAAGUGCCAGGGUCAGACCUCCACGACCCAGACCAGCACCACCUCGCGCACCGCGGGCGCGGCCACCACCUCGAGAGCCACGGCCACCACGGCCACGAGUGCCGCCGCCCGGCAUGUGGCCGGUGGGCUCGGUGACGGCGAUCUCCCGGAUUCUCUGAGUGAUCACAUGCUGCCACUUGCGAAAGAACAUAAGGGCCUCUCUUCUGAGCUCGCCCAGCUGAGGUGUCAUGGCCUGUUUCUCCUCCUUUUCGACAAUCUCAUGCACUUUGCUAUACGUCUUGGAUCCAUCGCCGCCAGGGAUAGCAGGGGACUGUUCAGCGACUCCCAGGUUGUCGGACGUGUUGCCUUCAUGUCGACGGAAGACGACAAGAAUUGACUGGAAGGGGUUUUUUUCGCCAUUGUCGUCAACGGUGCUCACUUUAGGGGAGUCGAAAACACGGCUAAUGUCGCUGUGCAUCUUUUCCGUGAUGGCAUUAGCCAGAGUGAUCAAGUCGUUUCUCUCAGCGGCGGAAAUGAUGCCGGUCAAGUCGACAGGCCGACGAAAGGGGGCAUGGCCGCCACCGCGACCUCCUCGACCCAUGGUUGCAGUUGUUGAUGGGGUCUCGUUGAGGAUCGCGAGAAAAGGAACAGUGCUAUGGUCAAGCGCCGGUCACUGGCCCUGGCCGAUGCUCGAAGAGAGUGUUUCGAUAUGCAGGAUGUAGACCUGUGCACGCGAACGUGGAUAGCAGGUCUCGACCAGACGAAGCCC
Molecule: messenger RNA, 7219 nt
Organism: Purpureocillium takamizusanense
Lineage: Eukaryota; Fungi; Ascomycota; Sordariomycetes; Hypocreales; Ophiocordycipitaceae
Exons: 6
Coding region: 659-4078 (1139 amino acids)
Biological process (GO): regulation of Rab protein signal transduction
Cellular component (GO): cytoplasmic vesicle
Source: RefSeq, a predicted model, not a curated record